AUGGAAAGUGAAAUCGCUCUGAUCACUCUCGAGCGUAAAUGGGCGGUGGCCACAGCCGUCGCCGUCAUCUACGACUACUUCCUCACUCUUGAUGCCGAGAUCAAAUACAUCUGGAGCAGGAAGAUCACGAGUGCAGGCGCGAUCUAUAUCGUCAUACGUUACUCCUCAUUCGUCUCCAUCAUUAUCGCCUUCCUCGAUUGCUUCCCUUGGUCGGGAAAAUCAUCACCAAUGUACGCACGCGGCCGCGCCUUGCUAGGGUCUGGGAACGCCGUCCCCUCGCUUUACGCAGCGAUCAAGACUCGGUCCGCCUACGACCCAGGACCCAACAACUUGCUCACCUUGUGCAACGCGGAUUUCUCGCAAUUCGAGUCCUUCCGCAAGGGUCCGUUAUCGCUUUUCUUUCUCGGUCCGCGUAGAGGAACCGCACAGCAGGGGCUGAUAAUCACUACGGCGUUCUUUCAGAACGGUGUCGCAUACUUCACUGCACUCCUCGUUGGCAACAUCAUGAACCUUGCGUUCAUCAACAACGUGCAGCUGUUGUUCAAUCUCAUCGGAGCGCUUACCGCCAUGACGGUGAUCUUGACCUGCCGCUUCAUCCUCGACUUAUUCGAAGCGAGCACGAGGGGACGCUUCGGCACUAUCCCGACAUUACACCUCUCGGCCAUGGCGCCGGCGCCAAGACUGAACCCAAACUCCUCCCCUCCCCGUCUCUCCGACAUGCGCGUAUCCGAGAUCGCGACAUCGUCUGGCUGCUCUCUCACUGGUGGUGACUACGUCAAGCUCAUCGUGCACACUGGUGCCCCCGGCGGCUGGAACACGAGGCAGAUCGUGCAUCCUCCAGGCCUCGUCUACCUAUCCCAAGAGACCCCGUUCGCGCCGCCUGCCCUCGGGACCGGGCCGCGCACGCAGGUUUACAAGGCCCCGCGAGGGACACGGUGCACGGUCCGAAGUCGCCGGAGCGUCGCGACCGGUGCUGACUUGUCACCGUCGACCACGCAGAGCGUGGACGGCGUUGGGUACAUUUUCGAGACGGACGUCACCGCGACGGACACGGAGUGA
Molecule: messenger RNA, 1059 nt
Organism: Epithele typhae
Lineage: Eukaryota; Fungi; Basidiomycota; Agaricomycetes; Polyporales; Epitheliaceae
Exons: 14
Coding region: 1-1059 (352 amino acids)
Source: RefSeq, a predicted model, not a curated record